AUCACAAGAGUCUUUACAGCCGAUUAGGAGGCAGGAGAGCCGCAGGAGCAGCCCGGGAGUUACCUCUCCUUCUCUGUUUCGGUGUUAAAAAAAAAACACACCUGACUGCGCGUGCAACCCGACCGCGGCAACUUUUCCUGAAAAGUUUGUCCCUGGCUGGUUGAUUUUCCUCUCCGAGGCGUUUCUUUGCAGAAAUUAACCAACACGGAGCCGAUCGAGGAAGAAGGACAACGACCCUCCCUCACUUCUGCAAUCAUGAUGUCGAUGAACAGCAAGCAACCUUUCAGUAUGCACCCCAUCCUGCACGAGCCCAAAUACACGCCUCUGCACUCGAGCUCGGAGGCCAUCCGGAGGGCCUGCCUGCCCACACCAUCGGUGAGUCCAAAAACUGUCAAUGCUGGCAGGUUCUGUCAAAAGAAAUCUGCUCAAGUCUGUAUUUUCUAAAUGGAUAGACAAGAAAAAGUACAAAAUAUUAUAUUUUUUACUUUGUUUGGCCUCAAAAUGUGCCAUAGUUUGCCAAAAUGCGCCUUUCUACACACGAAAUAAUUCUGCCUCGAGUUUUUCUUUCAAUAUAAAUUGUAAACACUGGCGUUUAUACAACUACAUCAGUUAAAAAAUGUAUAUGAAGUUUGCUCGAGUAAGAACGGGGGAGGACAUGGUCUCGUUUGGAAAUCGCGAGGAGAUUAAUAAUCCUAACUGCUUCAAAUGACAGAUUAUGAAUUAAAGAGAUAAAUAAUUUUAAAAGAUGUGGAUUUGACAGAAGGCAACACGAGCAGCAGCUAAAUAUACAAAGAAGCCCCCAAAGUAGGCCUAUUCUACUUAUUUCUUGUCAGAAGUCUGUGCGUAAAGACGCGCAACAUCUCCGAGAGGCCAAAUCUUUCAGCCUAGUUAGCGUGGACCUGCUGCUGCUGCUGCUGCUGCUGCUGCUGCUGCUGUGAAAAAAGAGCGUGGACGAAAGAUGGAGGAGGCAGCGUGGAUCCUCUGAGCGCAUGUUAUCUCAUAUUGUCCCAUUCAUAUUCAGACUCACACUGGUCUCAUUUCAUUGUCCGCAGAAAUUAUUCAGGAGAUCGUAAAUAUUAAUUUUAAAUGAAUAUCCAUCCACGCUGACACACUUUCCACACAUUGUUGGGCCGAUUCACUGAUGGCCAAGCUGCAGUCUGUUACAUUUUUGAGAAGUAGAAGAAAAACUUGAAUAACAAACGAAAAAAAAAAAGUUUGUGAUUCUUGUUUGUGUUAAAGCUGUGAAAACGCACAGAUUGGACAUACUGUGCGUAAUUUGAGAGGUGGCCCAAAAAGGAUCAUAUACUUAAUUCCCCUCUUUAUAACGACUGAAUCACUUUAUAAAGAGGUACUUAUACUUUAAAACGAUGCUUGCACGUAUCACCAUUUUAUCUAAUUAUAUAUUAAAUUUGAUUAUAGUCAAUGUCUAAGAUACCAUAAUCUACAGGAUUUCUUUUGUUGUUUUUUCUCCUCCAAACUUUCUACUCGCGUUUAUCCAUUCAGAAUUAAUUUUACUUUUAAGAAAGCGUAACAGAAUUUGUUCUUAAAUGAAUUUUUAUAUGCAGGGGUAAAUGAAGCACCUGUUGUAAAACAUCGAUGCAUCUUCCUUGUAAUUGAAAUACAGAGGAAAACAGUGAACAGUAGGAAAAGGAGAGAGAAGCAGCGGACGAAACUCCGCUCUAGUGUCAGCCCUCCCACCCACCAACAAGAUACUGGAAACCCAUGUGGGGAAAUAAUAAACCCCCUAAAUUCUGUAAAGGACCCACACUGCUGUAUUAUAAAGAAAAUUGAAAAGCCACAUCUACUCAGAGGAGUAAACAAGUCUCAAACAUCAGUGCUGCAGCAGCAGUCAGCCCAGUGAGAUCUACAGGAGCAGAAAGCUACACACAUCAUGACAUUUAGUGCACUCUUACUCUUAAAGGGGGCUUCAGAAGUAUCAUCAAAGUGUGUCAUUAAUGGUUGCCUUUUUAAGUUAAAAAUAUAGAUGUGAUUCAUCCUCUCGUAGUCAAUUUCAUUUUUUUUCUAACUUUAAGAAAGACGUGAGAUUUGCGUUCAGCCAUACAGCAAGAAAAAAAAUGAUUUAUAAACUUAUAAAAUCCACAAGAAGGCAAGAAAUAAUGCACAUGUUGGAUUCAGUCUCAAAUACUGCAGUUAAAGGGCAAGGCUGCAGUUAACUCAGAGACUGGUGACAGUAAUAAUAAUACACGUUACUUUUUACUCCAGCAGAAGUAAAACUACUGCUCAGUCAAUCUUGCAAAUAAAACCAACUUUACGUGAAAUUUUCUGAAAGCACUUUGUCUCUAAUAUAGCAGAGAAGGUGGGGGAGUAAUUAAUUGAUUUGAUAAACAGCAGUAAUAUCCUGUGUGAAGGAGGUCUGACUCUAUAUCCAAGAUGAAAAUAAUAAUACUGCAUUUAGUCAGUACUGCACUUUAUAGGUCCUUAAUUAAGUCCUGAUGGGCUUUACAGAUAUGCCUUUUAAGACAAAACUGACUGUAACGAGUACAAACAGUUUAUUAAAUCCAAAAUAAUAAAAUAAUUUAAGAAACCUACGAAGACUAUUUUGGCCUGAAAUGUGUUAAAACAGCAUCUUUAUGUCAAGGCAGCUUUUACCAAAUUCAAUAAGAUAUUUUGAUUACAUUUGAGAGAAAUUUACCCGGUAAAAUGUUUUUUUUUGCAGUGCUGACAUCCAAUCCGCUUUAUUUAUACAACACAUUUUAAAAACAUAAAGACACAGUCCAAUCAGCUGGACUGUCUUUAUGUUUUGGGUGAUUUUUGUAAUAUAUUGUUGCACAAUGUUUUUCACCUUUAUAAUUUAAAUUGUUGAACAUUUAAAAAGUCAAAGUGAAUAAAAAAAGAUACUAAAUUCUGUUAAUGUAAGUAAAUGAAAUUAAUUACUUUCAACCUGGUGGCCGAUGCUGUAUCGGUUGGAAACGGGGCCAAAUGGUUACGCGUGUGUCAAAUUCACUGAUAAGAGAAAGCGACUUUUAAAAUGUAUUUUCAAACCUCUUCCGUUUAGAUAAAAAGAAGCUUAAAUGUAAAAGGAAUAACGUGAGUGUUUGAGGCUCUGUUUGUUGGUUCUCCCUCCUCUAACCGGCCUCUCUCCGCUCCUCCCGCAGCUCCAGGGGAACAUCUUCGCGGGCUUCGAUGAGACUCUGCUGCAGAGGGCCGAGGCUCUGGCCGCGGUGGACAUUGUGGCCCAGAAGAGCCACCCGUUCAAACCGGACGCGACCUACCACACCAUGACCACCAUGACCAGCAUGACCUGCACCCCCACCUCCUCCUCCGCACACCUGCACCAUCCAUCCGUGCUCACGUCCCACCACCACCCUGCACACCACCAGCCCGCGCAGGGCCUGGAGGGAGACCUGCUCGACCACCUCACACCGGGCAUCUCCUUAGGAGGCAUGCCGGGCUCAGACGUCUGCUCCACGGCCUCGCACACCCACGCAGCCCACAUGUCGGCCAUCAACCACAUGCAGCACCACCACCACCCACAGUCAAUGAACAUGCACCCGCACGGGCUGGGCUCCCACAGCUCUCUGGGGGGCGGGGUAGACGCGGAGCCGGAUCCCAGGGAGCUGGAGUCUUUCGCAGAGAGGUUCAAACAAAGGCGGAUCAAACUCGGGGUGACGCAGGCGGACGUGGGCGCGGCCCUGGCCAACCUCAAGAUCCCAGGGGUGGGAUGUCUAAGCCAGAGUACCAUCUGCAGGUUCGAGUCCCUAACGCUGUCCCACAACAACAUGGUGGCCCUGAAGCCGAUCCUGGAGGCCUGGCUGGAAGAGGCGGAGCGCGCGCAGAGGGAGAAGAUGGCCAAGCCGGAGAUCUUCAACGGGGGCGACAAAAAGCGGAAACGGACGUCUAUCGCGGCCCCGGAGAAGCGCUCCCUGGAGGCCUAUUUCGCCGUGCAGCCGAGGCCCUCCUCGGAGAAGAUUGCAGCGAUAGCCGAGAAACUGGACCUGAAAAAGAACGUGGUCCGGGUUUGGUUUUGCAAUCAGAGGCAAAAGCAGAAACGAAUGAAGUUUUCUGCGACACACUAAGACCUGCGGAGGAAACUCUGCCUCGUUUACAUAAAGACAAAUCAGAGACACGCUGCUGCUGCUGCUGCUGCUGCUGCGCACUGUCAGAGAGAACACAGGGUACACCGCUGAUGCUCCUGAAGACUGGACCUUUUUGUUUCUUACUUAUGACACACCCACCUUCCUUUUUUUUGAAGAUUCAAUCUAUUAUUAGAUUAUAUCCCACCUUAGACCCUUAAUUAAGCUGAAUAUGGAAAAUUACCACACUACAUCAUCUUUGUCAUUCACUCAAGAAAUGUGAAAAUUUGGGACUAAAUUUCGGACUGAGUGUCCUGAUUAAAUUCCUCUCAGUGUUGUCCAACUUUUACAGGAACAUCUCUUUCGAUGUCCUAAAUCAAAGGUUGUUACAGACAGUAUUUAAAACAGGCAGAUGUAACGUUUUAUCCACGUGUCCACCAUGUCCACGAACUCGGGGUCUUUAAGGUGUCAUUAUCUCGGUUCUGUGGGCUUUUGAUGGCGGACACCUGACUCUCCACCUUUUCGAAAAACCACAUCAGGAACUUUUUUUUUUCGGGGAAGGUUCGUCUUCUUUAACAAGAUGGGAGAGAAGCCGAUUUCAGCCAGAGAUGAGGAAAAAAACAUUCAGAGGAGGAAGAUUUUAUUGUCAAUAUGCAUUUCGAGGCAAAAAGUCCAAAAUAGUGUUAGAAUUUUGAGUGGAUGAAAUAAAUCAUCAUUGAACUGGAAAUAUCGAGAAAACAAGGUCCUGUUAUGAUCCGGUGAUAAAAGUAAUUCUGCGUACAAAGUUAAAAAAAAUUAAAAUGACUAAUUAUUAAGUUUAAAUUUUGUGAUUGAGUCAAGGAAUCGUCGAUGUCAAGAUUUGGUCUAACUCCAUGUUUGGCUGCUAAGUGGUGUCACUAGGCUACACUUUAGCACAACACCACUUCCAAGUCGCUUUUUAACACUUUCUGACUUGUUAAUUGUAUCAGUACCAAAUAUAUAUAUAAAUAUAAACCUGUAAAACGUGUGGUGAGGAUGUAGAAAUGCACAAUAAUUAAGCCGGUUUGGAAAUAUGCUCUGCUAUCUGACAUCCAACACCUAGCAUACAAGUUUUAAACGAUAGCGCAAGAUGCUAGCUCGGCUAAUAUCUGUAAAUACGGGUUCACAAACGUUCACAAACACAUUUAACAGCAUUGACCUGUUUUAGUUUUAUUUUGUGGUUUUAAGUUGCGUCAAUUAAAAAAAGUGCUCAUCUACUCGACUAAAGCAGCUAGCUAAGGAAUAGCCUAGCAGCCCCUCUUGCCUUUGCUAACACGUUAGCUUAGUUCGCCACAGAUUGUGUGCCGCCAUUAGUUACUGCGACCAUUUAUCACUAAUAUAGCAAAGUUUUCACAAACAAUAGUUUCCAACCUUUUCUCAUCCAGAUUUCCAUUUUAUUUUGUGAACCUAAAUUUAAUUUUCUCAUAUUUUUCUAACUUUAAACUUCAUCCAUCAGUGGCCUAUUUCUCAAUCUUUGAUACUCGACCUUAUUCUUUCAACUAUCAAUUUUUUACCCUUGACUUUGUCUUUCGCCGGUUUGUGCGUAAUGAUUAAAAAAAUAGGCUAAUCUACCUCCUCCAAUGUUUCAUCCUCACCCCUGGCCCCAAAUCUCUCCUGUAAGCCCCGGAUCCAGCAGUGUACCUCUUAUUCUACUCUGACAGUGAGGACGGAGCACCAGGACUGGGAGAAAGACUAAGACCCUGUCCAAAAAACCUGAGACUCACAUCUUGAUGCUUCUCCGCAGAGCUGAGACCGACCCCUCUUCGAGAUAUCACCAUAUUGGAAGAAAAGGCGCUCCGUCUCAUUCAUUCUUAUGGCAAUUAUUGUACAAAAAUAAGCAUAAUAAUGACGGGAAUCGAGGACUGACCACCCUCCUAGUCUGAAUAGUUUUUUUAUAUCUAUCAUUGUACAUACUUGUGAAUAUGUUGCACCUCCGUGUGGAAAAGCUCAUUGAAAUGUAUUGUCCUUUUCUCCCAGGUGUUUAGUUAGUUUUUAUUGGGGGCAGACUGAGUUUAAAAAGUCGGUCUGCGUCUAAUUCCUGAGGCACAAUAACUCCUGUAAUCCAUUGCAUGGUUUACUCGUUCAAGGGGGGGAGGGGUGUUUUCUGUGCGUCCAAAAAAUAACCUCCCCCCCAAAAGUGAAUGCAUUGCAAUAAGAAGAUAGACACACACAGAGAGACACUACCACACGCACGAACACACACAUUCACACGGUAUAGCUGUGUGGCUACCUCAUUACGCAAGUGUUGGCACGUUCAUGGUGAUUUUAAACACACACACAUACACACACACACUAUCUGAAAAAAGGCGAGUAGGAUCAUUUUUGGUUUAUUCUUUUAAAAAUGUGUUUCGGUUUUCUUUGUGUUGAUCUUCCACUGGUUUCAUGGUGCAUUAGGCCUAGAAGACUCACUGAUGUGUAAACCUGUUGUAUGUUCACUGCAAUGAUGCUUUGACAAUCAAAUUAUGAUUAUUAUUACCCUUAUUUUAUUAUGAUUAAGAUUCAAACUCCAUCUCUUUUCGUCAUUAUGGAAACGACCCCGUUUAUUAUUAUUAUUAUUAUUAUUAUUAUUAUUAUUAUUAUUAUUAUUAUUAUCACUGACACCUUUGUGGAGCGCACUUUGUACAUAUUCUGAUGAAGGACAAUGGACAGCCUUAUUUAUAUACAUACUUUUCCAACACUUAACACUUAAAAAACGUUAAGAUUUGUUUUGUUUUUCUCUACGUUGCCCUUAUUUAUUUAUUAACUUUAUCUUUAUUUAUUUUGGAGGAGUAAAAAAAAAAAAUCAUAUUUCAUUUGUGAAAGUGUGCUUUAAAUGUGUCUGUGUAAGCGACCGAAGCUGAAAUAAACCGUGCACGUUUUACUUCA
Xyrichtys novacula (pearly razorfish) is the source of this 6917-nucleotide messenger RNA. NCBI's taxonomy places the organism in Eukaryota, Metazoa, Chordata, Actinopteri, Labriformes, Labridae. The record is from the annotation of a GenBank genome assembly.